Molecule: messenger RNA, 1635 nt
Organism: Mercurialis annua (annual mercury)
Lineage: Eukaryota; Viridiplantae; Streptophyta; Magnoliopsida; Malpighiales; Euphorbiaceae
Exons: 2
Coding region: 1-1635 (544 amino acids)
Biological process (GO): DNA integration
Molecular function (GO): nucleic acid binding; RNA-DNA hybrid ribonuclease activity
Source: RefSeq, a predicted model, not a curated record
AUGCCACCAAAGCCGAAUCAGCCUUUGUUGCUAUACUUACCAGCGGCUCCCCAAUCUUUGGGGUGUAUGCUUGCUCAGGAGGACCAAGGGGUUGAGAGAUCAGUCUAUUACCUCAAUAGAGCUCUGACCGAUACCGAAACACGGUACUCAGACAUCGAGAAGUUGUGUUUGUGUUUAUACUUUACGUGUUGUAAGUUGAGAUAUUACAUGCUACCGGUCGUAGUUUACGUCCUCGCACAGAUCGAUGUAAUAAAAUACAUUCUAUCCCGACCGUAUAUUAGGAAUCGGAUGGGGAAAUGGGUAGUGGCGAUGUCAGAGUUUACUCUCGUAUAUGUACCUCAGAAAGCUGUAAAAGGGCAGGUCCUUGCCGAUUUCCUUGCAGAUCAUACAGGGACCGCCUUGAAGGAGGGAAUCGGCUGCAUGGAACUACAUCCUUGGAAGUUAUGGUUUGAUGGCUCUAGAACAUACAGGGGUGCCGAAGCAGGAAUCGUCAUCGUCUCACCCUCGGGGGCACGAUUCACGAUGUCUUGUUCUUUGAAUUUCAAGUGCACUAACAAUCAAGCCGAAUACGAAGCUCUCAUUUUAGGUUUAGAAAUCUUAAUGGAGUUGGGGGCAAUAUCGAUCCAAGUAUGGGGAGAUUCGAUGUUGGUCAUAAAACAAGUAGCCGGAGAAUACAAGUCGAAAAGGGGAGACAACAUGGAAGCGAAUGAUCUCGCACAGCACGGUAGUGGUUAUAAACCUUGUUACGUUUACGAGGCGAUCCAGCGAGAUACACCAAAUCUGAUAACUAGGGACGAUGUAGUGUUCAGGACGAUUCAUUCUGUGUAUCAAUUAGAUGUUUCCACAUAUUGGAGAAAAGAAAUAACCCAAUGGUUUGAGUCACCAGAUAUGACCAACAGAAGGCUACGAACUUUAGCCUUCAAUUAUAUAGUUCUGGCCGGUGAAUUAUACAAAAGAGGGAGCGAUGGUUUGCUCUUUAGAUGCAUCGGCCCAAAAGAGGCUAUGUUGGUCAUGGCUGAAGUGCAUGAAGGGAUUGCAGGCGCACAUCAGGCUGGUCCACGGAUGAGGUGGCUCAUUCACAAAUAUGGGUUCUAUUGGCCCAAAAUGGAGCAAGAUUGUAUCUGGUACUCCAAAGGAUGUGAAGCAUGCCAAAAGUGUGGUCCCGUUCAGCAUGUUCCGGCAGAGACGUUGCAUUCAAUCAUUAAACCUUGGCCAUUUCGUGGAUGGGCUGUCGAUUUAAUCGGUAAAAUAUACCCAUCGUCAUCCAAGGGACACACAUUUGUGAUUGUCGCGACCGAUUACUACUCCAAAUGGGUCGAAGCCGUACCAUUGAAGUCACCAAGUCAGGAAUCGGUCAUAAAGUUCUUCAGAGAGUACAUUAUCCUGAGGCAUGGUUUACCAGAGACUAUUACUACAGACCAAGGAACUAUGUUUAGUGGGAGCGAGAUAACCGAUUAUGCAAAAGAUAUGGGAUUCAAAUUGAUACAUUCGACCCCGUAUUAUGCGCAAGCAAAUGGCCAAGCUGAAGCAACUAAUAAGGCGAUUAAGGGUAUUAUCCAGAAGAUGAUAGAAGAUAAUCUGAAACAAUGGCAUCAGUUGUUGACGGAAGCCGUUUGGGCGAAUCGCACGAAGUAG